GGAUUCUCAGUCAGUGAAGAUUAGGCCACUCACAAGUACGUUCAGCUUGUUCAGUAGUUUCCUUACCGUAUGUGCGUGUGUCUCAGCGGAUUCCGCGAUAGUGUUACCAGGGACAGAGUGAUUUUCUCAGUCACACACACUCACACGCAAGUGCAUUUCCGCGACAGUGAUCGCUUCUCGUUUGCUUCUUGCGGUUGUGUUUAGUGCGCUGCGUUUCGUUAUCGUUUGCUGAACAAACAAUCGGGCGGCGUCGUGAAAUUGCAACCAAAACCGCGAGCCUAAGCGCGUGAGUGAGCGUUUUGUACUUGGACUGUGUCCGUGAAAGCGUACCGAUGGCACACCGAAGUUCGGCCAAGCUGAUGCUGGCACUGGUAUCGCUCUUUUGCGUCCUGCAGAUGCUGGAAUGUGGAGUAGUGGACCGGCAACCCCGAGCCUAUAAACAGUACAACACCGAACCACAGAAGAGACCGUUCUGCAACGCGUUCACCGGGUGUGGCAAGAAGCGAUCGUCCGCGUCUAGUCCACCGAGCGCUUCGGCAGCAGCCGCAGCCGCCGCCAUGCUCCAACGGCACAUGCAGAACGUUGAAGCGAACCGGAAGGACAGAAUAAGCAGCGACUUUGACCCGAACGAGGAAUCCAUCAGCAGUCUGCUCGAUCUCAACACGGAACCGGCCGUCGAGGAUCUGCUGCGACAGAUCAUGUCCGAGGCGAAGCUGUGGGAAGCGAUCCAGGAAGCGAACCGGGAAAUUUACCUGCAGAAGUCGGGCGUCAAGGAGCAGCGUAACGAUUUCCCGCUCACGUUCAGCACGCAGUAAGCUGCGUAACGCCUAACGCUGAUAUGAUCGGUUACCAAGCAACCAACCAAUAUUUCUACUUCUUGGUGUAUAAAUAGUCCAUUCCGGCAGUCCGGCGCACUGAUGGCGGGCUGGCAUCUCUUUUAAAACUGCAUGGCUAGGGAAACGGACACAAGCUCCACGGUUGAACACUGUUACUUCUCUAUACUUCGGGGCAUACCCGGCACACAAGCAAGCAAGCAAGGUCGUAUGCGACCUCGACGUCCUGCAGGACGACAGGAGGAAUGUUUCUUAUAUUGUAGAUCGUUACUAGUCUUAAGGAAGCAAAUGCCCCUAAAAAAACCCCAACCCGUAUCCUUACACAGUGUAGCCGAGAGGUACUCUUGCUACUGGAGACACGCCACAUCACGUGUGUAGCUGUACGACGCGGGGACAUUCCAUCGUACGGUGCGUUCAUUUAACGGCAAGUUCUGCAAUGCAAUAAAAAUCGCGAGAGUAAAUCUGAAA
This is a messenger RNA of Anopheles stephensi (Asian malaria mosquito), 1301 nucleotides long. RefSeq names its product cardioactive peptide (gene CCAP). Lineage: Eukaryota; Metazoa; Arthropoda; Insecta; Diptera; Culicidae. The coding region runs from base 333 to 815 and encodes 160 amino acids. The record is from RefSeq and is a predicted model, not a curated record. The transcript has 3 exons.